Melanotaenia boesemani (Boeseman's rainbowfish) is the source of this 5960-nucleotide messenger RNA. Its product is annotated as granule associated Rac and RHOG effector protein 1-like. The transcript has 14 exons. Lineage: Eukaryota; Metazoa; Chordata; Actinopteri; Atheriniformes; Melanotaeniidae. Gene Ontology annotation, biological process: Rac protein signal transduction. Gene Ontology annotation, molecular function: CCR4-NOT complex binding. The record is from RefSeq and is a predicted model, not a curated record. The coding region runs from base 1000 to 4275 and encodes 1091 amino acids.
ACUUUUUUUUUAUUAAUGGGAACUUGACAGCGGUUACACACAGACAGGGAAUUCGCUGUCAAGAGGGUGGAUGCUUAGAGCUGGAAAUGACCUAGAGGCCUUACAGAUACAUUUGUGCUUUUGUCGCUCUAAUCUGCAUCCGCAGAGAACAGCGAGAUCUGGAAGCACACUUGUUUCCGCAGUGAGUAAUAUCUACCUCAGCCAGCAGACGGGGGACAAACCAGGAAGCUGCUGGAGGAUUCAGACAGGCAGACAGAGCUAUCAGCUGGCCGCUCGCUCACUGCCUAAUGAGUCCUGCUUUGUGAAGACUAUUUGAGACGGACUGGAUCUGUCUUCCCUUCGCCUCCCAUUACUUGUCUGGGAAAAAACAAACAAACAAAAAACACAAAAAGAAAGCCACAUUCUCUGAUUCCAGCAUUUAUUCACUUUUUUUAAAUAGUUAUUUUCCCUUUGUGCUGUUGACCAGUGUCUUGUUUCCGUAGUGGCAGUUUUGCUUUCAGCUUUUAAAAUAAUUUUCUACUUUUUGUCAUUGCAGGCUGGUAUAGGAUUAUAUAUGUAAAUACAUGUGUGUACCUAUAUACUGUAUUAAGAAGGAUUUUUUUUUCCCAUUCUGAAGGAAAGCUGAUGCACUUUAAAACUUGGCUGUGAUACUUUUGCCCCUCUAUUAUGAUCAUUUUGUUUGACGCUGGAAACAGAAUCUGGGUGUGUUUGUUGCUUUUUUAAGCUGGGCAUGAUGCAUCUGCAGCAGGGCUGCAUGUAAGCAUUUUACUCAGCCUACCCAUUUUUGAUCACAUCUUGGUCUCACAGACAUUAGUGUUGCCUCUUAACAAGGCACCCUGAGAUGAGCCUCUGGCAGGUGGAAUCCUUGAGCUGUCUCUCUACUUAACUUGAACAGUUUCAGGGCUGUUGGAUUUAGUGUUUUUGUUAAACGGACAAUAGCACUUUGUGGAGAAAAGCAUACUACAACAGACGGGAGCUUCCGGUGCUGUUGCACCACCUAUGUAUUGUUGUAGUGCCCAGGAAAGUAAAAUGGACUACAAGCGUCGCUUUUUGCUCGGCGGGUCCAAGCAGAAAGUGCAACAGCACCAGCAGUACCAGAUGCCUGAACUGAGCCGGACCCUGAGCGCCUCUCUGGCUUCCUCUUGCUCUGCCUCUUCGCCCAUGGGCACUGGGGUGGGCAUUCCUGGCAGCUGCCACCCACCUCCCUCUGGCACCACGACCGCUAUUGCUGACAUCCAGCAAGGCAUCUCCAAAUAUUUGGACGCCCUCAAUGUGUUCUGCCGGGCCAGCGCCUUCCUCACGGACCUGUUUAGCAGUGUGUUCAGGAACUCUCACUAUUCCAAAGCAGCUAUGCAACUAAAGGACGUGCAGGAACACGUCAUGGAGGCGGCCAGCAGGCUGACUGCAGCAAUAAAGCCUGAAAUCGCCAAGAUGCUGAUGGAGCUAAGCGCUGGAGCUGCUAACUUUAAAGACCAGAAUGAUUUCAGCCUGCAAGACGUUGAGGUGCUGGGUCGGUGCUUCCUCACGGUGAUGCAGGUCCAUUUCCAAUUCCUGUCUCAAGCUUUGCAGAAGGUCCAGCCUGUGGCUCAGUCCUGCCUGGCUGAAGCUCUUGCCCAGGCCCAAGAACGCUGCAACAAUGCCCGCUCCCAAAGCUCUGACCUCGGGCCUCUUACAGAGCUUGAGGAAGCCUCUCGCUCGUGGAAAGGUGCCGCCGAGGCCACAGCGAGGCUGAGAGAGAGGGGCCGGGACGGCUGCCUGGCAGGCAUCCAGGUUCAGCAGCUCUUUUGCUCCAACAACACUACUAUCCCUGAACACCAGCUGAAGGAGCUUAACAUGAAGAUUGACAGUGCAUUACAGGCCUAUAGAGCUGCAUUGGAGAGCCUGGGCCAUAGUGAGUAUGCUCUGAAGGCGGGCUUUCAUCUCAACCCCAAAGCUGUGGAGCUAGCUUUACAGGGCUGUUGCAGUGAGGCAGAGGCUCAGCAGGCAGGCAGGAUGCAGACCACCUCCCAGCCCAUCCAGUGCGAGCUGCCCACCAUCCCUGUGCAAAUCGGCUCACACUUCCUCAAAGGAGUGUCCUUCAAUGAAUCAGCAGCUGAAAACCUCAAACUGAAAACGCACACAAUGCUGCAGCUCAUUAAGGAGGUGCUGGGCCAGAACGGAAUGACCCCCAGGGACGACUCUCCUGUGACUGAAGUCCUCAACCAAGUUUGCCCAUCCAGCUGGAGAGGAGCCUGCAAGACAGCUGUGCAACUGCUGUUUGCGCAGGCUGGUCUGGUGGUUGUUGAUACUGCUCAAAUUGAGAACAAGGAGGCUUAUGCUCCCCAGAUCACACUCGAGGGAUCCAAGGUUGUGGUUCAGGUUCCCUCUACAUGGUGUCUGAAGGAGGACCCAGCCACUAUGUCCCUGCUCCAGCGAAGCCUGGACCCAGAGAAAACACUUGGACUCGUAGAUGUACUUUACACUGCAGUGUUUGACAUCAAUAGGUGGAAGGAGAGGAAGGAGCAAGCCUUGCCUACUAUUCAGAUACAGCUGCAGCGAGAGAUCCCAGACUAUGGAAGCCCAGCAGACUUGCCAGCAGGUACCAGCUCUAAAACCUCUAGUGGAUUACCGAAGACAAUAUCUAAACUGACUUCCAAGUUCACCAAGAAGGUCUCAUCCAGCUCCAAUAGUGGGGGCAGCUAUUCCAUCCCUAGUACUCCAUCUCGCAGCAUGCUAACAACAAGUAGCUCUGAGGAUAAGACGAAAGGACUGGUCCACGGUGAUGGGAGGUUGCAGAGCAUCCUGCAGAUGGGGGGACUGUCUUGCACCCUGGACUCCACCCAACAAAACCAGCUGGCUAAUGGCUCAGUAUCUGAAGACCAGGGGAUGAACCUGCCCACUGACCAAGAGAUGCAAGAUGUCAUUGACUUUCUCUCAGGAUUCAACAUGGGAAAAUCCCAGCAGGCCUCACCCCUGGUCAAGAGGAGGAACUCUGUGGCCUCUGCUAACCCUGCUGAGCUGAAGCCUCCAAGUGGUCCUCCUUCAGCCUCCCAGCCUAUUUCUCACAGCACCCUCCAGCCCCCUGCUCAGCCCCAACCUCAACCACAACCUCCACCAUCAGUGCAGAAGCAGCAGCCUCAAACACAACCGCCUCCUCCACAGCAACAGCAGGCCCCUCCUCCUCCUCAGCAGACCUCCCCACAGGCCCUGCAGUUCUACCAGCACCUCCUGCAGCCCAUCACACAGCAGCAAGCACCUCCUCCUCAGCUUCCUCCCCAGCAGACCCCACCGCAGGUCCUAUCACAGCAGAGAGUGGCAAGCAAGUGGCUCAGCACCUCUGGGCAGCAGCCUCCACCACAAGGUUCCCCAGCUGGGUUGUCACCCCUGGGUCCCAUUGGGCAGUGGGGAUCCCACGGACUGCCGGACUUGAGCUCAGAUCUGUACAGUUUGGGUUUGGUCAGCACCUACAUGGACAGUGUCAUGUCAGAGAUGCUGGGCCAGAAGCCACAGGGGCCUCGCAACAAUACUUGGCCCAACAGGGACCAAAGUGAGGGAGUGUUUGGAGUCCUGGGAGACACACUGCCUUUCGACCCAGCAGUCGGCUCUGACCCAGAGUUUGCACGUUACGUCGCCGGCGUCAGUCAGGCCAUGCAGCAGAAACGGCAGGUGCAACACAUCCGUCGUCCCAGCAACCCACGCAGCAACUGGCCAAUGCCUGAUGAGCAGCACAGGACCUGGUCCCACCCAGAGUACUACAGUGAGGGCGAGGCCGUAAAUAGCAGCUGGUCAGCUAAUCAGGGGGACUCCGCAAGCUCUAGUGAUGAGACCUCUUCAGCCAAUGGCGACAGCCUGUUCUCCAUGUUUUCGGGGCCAGACCUCGUAGCAGCGGUUAAACAAAGGAGAAAACACAGCUGUGGUGAGCCAGAGGUGUGUACUCUGCCUUCACCCCCUCUCCAUCACCUCAGUGACGAUAACCAGGACAGCAAAACUAAAACAUGGCCUCCCAAAGCACCAUGGCAGCACUCCACUCACACCAACACAAUGCCCAAUCCCAGCUCUUCCUUGUACCAGAUGAACAUCCCUCCUUCCUCCCAGUGGAGCGACUCCAUGCAGAUGUUGCAGUCUCCUGUGUGGUCCACUGCAAGUGACUGCUCCCCCUCUACCGGCAUCUCUGGUUUCCCCUUCACCCAGCAGCAACAGCAGCAGCAGCAACAACAUAAACCCAUGACCAAGGGCUUUAAAUCUUUCCCCCUCAAACACGAGCACACGAGGCCCUCCUACCUUCACCAGUACUGAUUCAAACAGUCCAAGGUGAUGUGCCACUGAGGUCCUGCAGCUCUGUUAGCAUGAGCCACUGAGUGGGCUCAGCUGCAGCCAUUACAGUGCACACCCACUGAAUUGGAAGAUUUCAAAGCCUCAAAGGCAACAUUAAGUACACACACUGGUUCAACAUUUUUUCUAUCUAUAUUUUUCCAUGUCAAACAUCCCCAUUUGAAAGAACAGAUGUAUUUUGAACUCUUUUGAACUGCCAUGUUUUAACUAUGAAAGAUGCAUGUGUCAUGCUGGCAGCAGUUAGUCUAGUGGUUGUUUUUUGUCUGGUGAGUUGACAUAUUCCUCAGACAAGAGCUGGAGACGUGUGCGGCCGUCACCGACUUGCUUCUGCAACUGAACGUGUGAGUGUGUGUGUGUGUGCACGUGCGUGUGUGCAGAGGUGGAGAUUGCAAGAGGGCAGGGGCUUGGAAUGCUCUCAUUUUGCCCAUAAGUAUACUGUGUCUACAUAGCUGUAACUGCCAAAUCUCAUGCAAGAUGACUCAGAGUACAGCUACCAUCUACUGUUUCAUAGCUUGUAAAAUACUGAAGUUGAAAUAUAAAUAUUUACUUUUUAUCAAGAGGCUUUGAGCAGGCUCAGCAUAAAUAUAGUAAGUCACUGCAGAGGUGUAAUUUGAAAAAAUACACUACUUUUUCAUCAACUGACCAGAGUUAAGAAUUAUAGCUGUAACUAUGUGCCAUGUUGGUAUUGAUAGCACUUGCAGAAUAUUAUUUCCAACCAAAGUGUUGUUCAGAAGAUGUACGGUGCUGAAGAGAUGAGAGGUGAUCUGAGAUUAUUGCUAAACAGUACUCAUCUUGUUGGAUAAGCACUAGGGAACAUCUUCAUUUCCUCCUCCCUAAUUGGCGGUUGUUUACUCCAGAUUGACACUAACUCCCAUAUACCUAACGUUUCUUCUGUUUAAUACUUUUUUUCUGUACAAUUAUUGACAGUAUUAAUCUUAUUUUUGUAUUUUCUUACAUGUUAUACCAUAACUGUAUGUUAGUAUUGUAGACAUAUUACAUAAAACAUUAUUUUCCACCUCCCAAUGUGAAAAAGCACAUUUUUUCCUACAGAGUUGAACUACACCAUCUAUCUACAAAGGUUACCAAAUAUGCCAUGCUAAACACUAAAACAUUGUGUGAUGAGGGUGUUUUUUCAAGCCCUUGUUCCUUCGGUUUCUAUGGCAAUGGGCUGCAUUUAAAAAGCCCAGAAUGUUAUCUUUUCGUGAUGUUUGCGGAUGCCAAUGUUGCCUGUAUUUAUGAAAUGACACCAUGUUUUCAGAAAACUAACAUACUUAACAUGUUUACAGAGAAUUGUUUGCUGUAUAUACAUAUAAAUAUAUAUCUUUUUAUAGUUAAUGUGCUUUGCACAAUCAAGAUAUAUAGUUUGUUGCUUUUUGUCUGUGUUAUCUCCCUAACUGUUGCAGCCUUUUUUAAGACAUCAUUACAGACCUUGGACUGUAACUGUUAGCUUCUCAGCUGUGUCAAAUGGUUUACUAGUGGCUUCUACAAAAGAUUAAGAAAAAUAAUAAUAAAAACAUGUUGCCCUGAUAGAAGAUAUGAAGGGGGGACUGCUUGGCUUAUGUUGCUUAUUGUUCUCUUGAGCUGGCAACUGACUUUUUCCAAGUGUACCAGCAAUGCAAAAAAUGAAUAAAAAUAACUAGCAAUUUGAA